CGCCGUCAAGUUGAAGCUGCUCAGUUCAAGGGCAGUUAGCAUUUAGUCUACCCUGUCCUGUGAGCACUAUCAUGAACAUGCUUUGCAGAGUUGGUCAAAUACGCAGGUGUGCAGCCAGCCUCAGCCAAACUAUAAACCAGGUAGCUGCAGCGAGGCAGAAGCACACGCUGCCUGACCUGACCUACGACUAUGGUGCCCUGGAGCCCCACAUCAAUGCAGAGAUAAUGCAGCUGCACCAUAGCAAGCAUCAUGCCACAUAUGUUAACAACCUCAACAUUACAGAGGAGAAAUAUCAGGAGGCACUGGCAAAGGGAGAUGUGACCGCACAGGUUGUCCUCCAGCCUGCUCUGAAAUUUAAUGGAGGAGGCCAUAUUAACCACACCAUCUUCUGGACAAACCUCUCUCCAAAUGGUGGAGGCGAACCACAGGGGGAGCUAAUGGAGGCCAUCAAGCGGGACUUUGGCUCCUUCCAGAAAAUGAAAGAGAAGAUGUCUGCUGCUACUGUAGCAGUGCAGGGCUCAGGCUGGGGCUGGCUGGGCUAUGACAAGCAGAGUGGAAGGCUUCACAUCGCUGCUUGCGCUAACCAGGAUCCUCUGCAGGGGACAACAGGCCUCAUCCCUCUCCUUGGUAUUGAUGUAUGGGAGCAUGCCUACUAUCUUCAGUACAAAAAUGUGCGGCCGGACUAUGUUAAGGCUAUAUGGAAUGUAAUCAGCUGGGAGAACGUGUCAGAGCGUCUCCAGACCGCCAAAAAGUAGAAUCUAGCCCUCAAACAUCCCCAACAACACCUCAUCUUACCCUGGACCUGGAUCGAAUAGUAGUUGCAAAUAAUUCUUAGUUUUAAACUGCAUGAAUUAUCAGUUGUGAUGUCUUUUGAAUUCACACAUCCAGAUGGUCAGUUGCAUUAAACUUGAUUAAACUAACUGUGAAAUACUUUCUGUAUUGGUGCAGGUUAUAUUGAGUUGAAACAACUUAAAAAAAAAAAAAAAAAAAAAAAAAAAAAAAAUUUGCAAGUGCUUUAAUCUCAGGUCUGCUCUCACCACUCACUUCAAAGCGCACAAAAAAGGUCACCUUUCACAUUAAGGCUGGCUUUUGUUAAUCACACCCAAAUAUCGGCUGCCAUACUAGUUGUCAGAUAACCAGAGUGUAUAUUCAGUGAGUUGUUAUUGUCACAAUAUAAUCAGACAAUGUUGCAGUUCAUGUUUUUGAUGUAUUAUAAUAAAAUUAUAGGAUUUCAGUU
This is a messenger RNA of Seriola dumerili (greater amberjack), 1237 nucleotides long. RefSeq names its product superoxide dismutase 2 (gene sod2). Gene Ontology annotation, molecular function: superoxide dismutase activity; metal ion binding. Lineage: Eukaryota; Metazoa; Chordata; Actinopteri; Carangiformes; Carangidae. The record is from RefSeq and is a predicted model, not a curated record. Gene Ontology annotation, biological process: superoxide metabolic process. The transcript is spliced from 5 exons. Bases 72 to 755 code for a protein of 227 amino acids. Gene Ontology annotation, cellular component: mitochondrion.